AUGGCCUCCCAGGAGGGCUCGGAAACGUCCCUCUUCGGCCUGAGCGGCGCGCGGGAGCGGAUGCGGGAGAAGAAGAACGGCGCGCUGCGGAGCGCCAAGCUGAGCGCCUCGCUGGCCUCCAAGAUCAAGACGAAAAUCAUCAACAACUCCUCCACUAUUAAAGUCUCCCUGAAGCGCAACAACAAGGCGCUGGCGCUGGCCCUGAACGCGGAGAAGGCGAACGCGCAGCGGCUCACGCAGGAGAAGACGGCCCUGCAGAAGGAGGUGGAGCAGUGCCACUUCCACAACGCUGCCCUGCGCCACAAGCUCUGCCUCCUGAAUAACACCUUGAAAGAAAUGGAAAAGCUUAUGGCAGUGAUUAAGACAGCCCGGCUCUCGGAGUUUUGUACAAGUUCUGCAUCCCUGUCUAAUGGCCAGAAGAACAGCAUAACAGAAGAUAGCUGGGCUGAUGAUUCCACAGAAGGUCAGCUUGUGAGGCCUGCAGUGAUGCUGUUGAAAGCGCCUGUUUCCAAGCUAUGUGAUGGGGGAAGGCAAGAUGGUAGCUCUACAGCAGUACAAACAUCCCCAGUAGAUCUCCAGAGACCAGUUCCUGAUAAGUCCCAGGAAAUUGUGCCUGUUGUCUCCAAAGAUACUUUGUCACAACACCUGGCUGAAAAGUCUCAGUCCCCGCAGGCAGAAAAUAUGAAGAAGCCUGGUGAAGCACUGGAAACGGAAGAGGCUCUUGUUGACUGUCAUGGCUUUGGAGAGACCUUGUAUGCCACUCGACAAAAUCCUAGCAGAUGA
Molecule: messenger RNA, 783 nt
Organism: Rhea pennata
Lineage: Eukaryota; Metazoa; Chordata; Aves; Rheiformes; Rheidae
Product: shugoshin 2-like
Exons: 7
Coding region: 1-783 (260 amino acids)
Biological process (GO): meiotic sister chromatid cohesion
Cellular component (GO): chromosome, centromeric region; kinetochore
Source: RefSeq, a predicted model, not a curated record